AAUAGCAAUACAGAUCAUGUGCACCCCUACAGGCAUGAUUGUGAAUGUGUUGAUGUUUUAUAUGGAUAAAGUUACUUGCUGGAGAAAAUAAUGCAGAGUCUGUAUUAUCAAGAAUUUAUAUGAGAUAGUCAGGGUGAAUCAAGAAUCAGUGGGUAAAAUAGAAAUGAUGAUAAUGGUAAUGAUUUUGACCACUGAAUAACAAACGUUGAUGAUAUGAGUUCUAUUUUUUUUUCAGAUAUACAAAAUAUGUUUCACCUAUGCCAUUAAAAUGAACAUACUCUCCACUUACGUUAUCAUUAAAAAAUGCUUUGUUUUCCAAGCUGGCAUUGGAAUCUCAGCCAACACUUUUCUCCUUUUCUUCCACCUUUUGACACUCCUUCAGAAUGACAGAUCUAAAUUCACUGACCUGAUUUCCUGUCACUUGAGCCUUUUCCACAUACUCAUGCUCCUGACUGCAGUUGCUUUUUUGUCUCCAGACAUGUUUGAGUCACUGAAUUUUCAAAACGACUUGAAAUGUAAGGCAAUUUUUUACAUAAACAUAGUAAUGAGAGGCCUCUCCAUCUGUACCACCUGCUUCCUGUGCGUGUUCCAGGCCAUCACCAUCAGCCCCAGCACCUCAGGGUUGCUGAAAUUUAAACAUACACUUAGAAAUAAUAUUACCUGUAUUUUCUUCUUAUUUUGGUGCCUCAAUUUGUCUUUCAGUAGUUAUAUCAUCAUCUACACUGUAGCUUAUUCCAAUGUGACCCAGAUCAGUCUACUGCAUGUCAGUAAUUACUGUUCACUUUCCCCCAUGAACUCCAUCAUCAAGAGAGUAUUUUUCACUCUGACAACAUCCAGGGAUGUCUUCUUUGUGGGAGUCAUGCUGUUCUCCAGUGCAUACAUGGUGAUUCUAUUAUUCAGGCAUAAGAGGCGAUCCCAGCAUCUUCACAGCACCAGCUUAUUUCCAAGAACCUCCCCAGAGAAAAGGGCCACACAGACCAUCCUGCUGCUGGUGAGUUGCUUUGUGGUCACAUACUGGGUGGACUUAAUCAUCAUAUCCUCCUCCAUUAUGUUAUGGACACAUGACCCAGUUCUUAUGAUUGUUCAGAAGCUUGUGCUCAAUGUCUAUGCUACUGUCUGUUCCUUCGUACAAAUCGGUUCUGAUAAAAGAAUAAUAAACAUUUUGAAAAUAUGCAACAGAAGUGACAACAAAUUUUAA
Messenger RNA from Galeopterus variegatus (Sunda flying lemur), 1198 nucleotides. Its product is annotated as putative vomeronasal receptor-like protein 4. The record is from RefSeq and is a predicted model, not a curated record. Gene Ontology annotation, molecular function: pheromone receptor activity. Lineage: Eukaryota; Metazoa; Chordata; Mammalia; Dermoptera; Cynocephalidae. Gene Ontology annotation, cellular component: membrane. Gene Ontology annotation, biological process: G protein-coupled receptor signaling pathway. Bases 269 to 1198 code for a protein of 309 amino acids. The transcript has a single exon.